Pollicipes pollicipes is the source of this 5070-nucleotide messenger RNA. RefSeq names its product tetratricopeptide repeat protein 28. Gene Ontology annotation, molecular function: protein binding. The record is from RefSeq and is a predicted model, not a curated record. NCBI's taxonomy places the organism in Eukaryota, Metazoa, Arthropoda, Thecostraca, Pollicipedomorpha, Pollicipedidae.
CGUCGGGGGACGCUGGCAGGUGACGACGGGUGCCGGCAGCGGCGAACUGACCUGGCGAAGAGUGAGAUGCGCGCGCGGUGACGUCGCACAUCGACGGACGCAAUGGAUAAGCGGCCCCGCGCCGACAAGGCGCUCACCGUGAAGUACUCGGCCAUCGACGAUAAGGUUGAGAUCGACACCGCCUCGGAGCUAUCGUCCACCAGCAAGGCGUUGUUCCUGGAGAAGGUGCGUCUCUCGAACGCCGCCUGCCAGGCUGGCGAGUUCGACUCCGCCGUGCGCCUCUACACCGAGGCCAUCUCGCUGGACCCCAGCAACCAUGUGCUCUACUCGAACCGGUCGGCGGCGCUGGCCAAACUGGGCCAGUUCUCGGCCGCCUACCAGGAUGGCCUGAAGGCGCACCGGCUCUGCCCCACCUGGCCCAAGGCCUACUAUCGACAGGGGGUGGCGCUUCAGUGCAUGGGUCGCCAUGGCGAGGCGCUGGCCGCCUUCAGCCAGGGCCUGGCCCAGGACGCCAAGUCGCUGCAGCUGCUGGCCGGCCUGGUCGAAGCCGCCAUGAAGUCGCCACUCAGAGCCACUCUGGAGCCGACGUACCGGCAGCUGCAGGCGAUGCGGCUGGACAAGUCGCCGUUCGUCAUCAUCUCCGUCAUCGGCCAGGAGCUGCUGGCCGCCGGCAACUGCGGCGCGGCCGUGGCCGUGCUCGAGUCGGCGCUCAAGAUCGGCACGUGCAGUCUGAAGCUGCGCGGCAGCGUCUUCUCGGCCCUGUCGUCCGCCUACUGGGCAAUGAACUCGCUCGACAAGGCCAUCAGCUACAUGCAGCAGGACUUGAACGUGGCCAAGUCGCUGGAGGACAUCGCCGGUGAGUGCCGCGCCCACGGUAACCUCGGCUCGGCCUACUUCAGCAAGGGCAACUUCAAGGAGGCGCUCACGUCGCACCGGUACCAGCUGGUGCUGGCCAUGAAGUGCAAGGACACGCAGGCGGCGGCGGCGGCGCUCACCAGUCUGGGACACGUGUACACGGCGAUCGGCGACUACCCGAACGCGCUGGCGUCGCACAAGCAGUGCGUACAGCUGGUGCGCCAGCUGGCCGACCAGCUGCAGGAGGCGCGCGAGAUCGGCAACGUGGGCGCCGUCUACCUGGCCAUGGGCGACUUCGACAACGCCGUCGACUGCCACAAGGAGCACCUACGCAUCUCCAAGCAGCUCGGCAACCGGGUGGAGGAGGCGCGUGCCUUCAGCAACCUGGGCAGCUCACACCACUACCGGCGCAGCUUCGAGCGCGCCAUCACGUUCCACCAGCAGGUGCUGCGCAUCGCCCAGCAGCUGGGGGACCGCACCAUCGAGGCGCGCGCCUAUGCCGGCCUCGGGCACGCGGCGCGCUGCCUCGGCGACUACGCGCAGGCCAAGAAGUGGCACGAGAAGCAGCUGGACAUGGCGCUCAGCACCAAGGACCGCACGGCCGAGGGGCGCGCCUGCUCCAACCUGGGCAUCGUGUACCAGCUGCUCGGCGAUCACGACGCGGCGCUGAAGCUGCACCAGGCGCAUCUCAACAUCGCGCGCCUGCUGCAGGACCGCGCCGGCAUGGGCCGCGCCUUCGGCAACAUCGGCAACGCCUACAGCUCCAUGGGCUACUACGAGCAGGCCAUCAAGUACCACAAGCAGGAGUUGACCAUCAGCAAGGAGGUGAACGACCGCAGCAGCGAGGCGUCGACGCAUGGCAACCUGGCCGUGGCGUACCAGGCGCUCGGCAUGCACGAGAUGGCGCUGCUGCACUACUUGGGCCACCUCAACAUCGCGCGCGAGCUCAAGGACACGGCCGGCGAGGCGUGCGCGCUCUGCAACCUGGGCAACUGCCACAGCUCGCGCGGUCAGUUCGCUCUGGCCGUGCCCUACUACGAACAGUACCGCCAGCUGUCGCACGACCUGCAGGACGUGGAGGGCGAAGCCAAGGCAUGCCACUUCCUCGGCUACGCGCACUACUGCCUGGCCAACUACAGCGAGGCGGUGCACUACUACGACCAGGACCUGGCGCUGGCCAAGGACCUGCAGGACAAGAUGAGCAUGGGGCGGGCCUACUGCAACCUCGGCCUGGCGCAUCUGGCGCUCGGCAACUGCGAGAAGGCGCUCGAGUGCCAGAAGUUCUUCCACGCCAUCGCGCACCUGCUGAAGCACGCGCAGGGCACGUGCCGCGCGCUCGGCAACAUGGGCGACGUGCUGAUGAAGACUGGCGGUCACGAGGAAGCGGUGCACUGCUACCACAAGCAGCUGGCGGCCGCCCGACACAGCCGCGACAAGCAGCUGCAGUGCUGCGCCUUCAGCGCGCUCGGCUUGGCGCACCGCCAGCUGCGUCAGCUCGACAAGGCACUCGGCUUCCACACGCAGGAGCUGACCAUUCGACAGGAGGUGGCUGACCUGCGUGGCGAGUGCAAGGCGCACGGCCACCUGGGUGCCGUCCACAUGGCGCUCGGCAACUACACCAACGCCAUCAAGUGCUACGUGGAACAGCUGGACCGAGCCAAGGACCUGUGCGACGCCGUGAUGGAGGCGCAGGCGUUCGGCAACCUGGGCAUCGCGCGCCUCAACAUGUCGCACUUCGAGGACGCCAUCGGCUACUUCGAGCAGCAGCUGGCCACGCUGGAGCAGAUCCCCAGCGGCGCGGCGCUCAUGGACAAGGCCCGCUCGUUCGGCAACCUCGGCGACUGCUACGACGCCAUCGGCGACCACGAGGAGGCCAUCAAGUGUCACGAGCAGCUGCUGAGCCUGGCGCUGCAGCUGCGGGCCAGCAGGGAGCAGGAGCGCGCGUACCGCGGCCUCGGCGCCAGCCACCGCAGCCUGGGUCACCUGCAGCAGGCGCUCGUCUGCUACGAGAAGCGGCUGGUGGUGUCGCACGAGCUCAACAGCCCGCACGCGAAGGCCUCCGCCUACGGCGAGCUGGGGGUCAUCCACGGCCGGCUGGGCAACUUCGAGCAGGCGCUCUCCUGCCUCGACCACCAGCUGAACAUCGCCAGGGAGCUGGAGGACACGGUCCUGGAGGCGGAGGCGGCCAGCGGCCUCGGCUGCGUGCACCAGCAGAUGGGCGACUUCCAGGCGGCGCUCGAGUUCCACCAGCUGGACGCGGCCAUCUCGGCGCGCUCCGGCCUGGCCGCCGGUCAGGCGCGCGCGCACGGUCACCUGGGCGCUGCGCACGAGUCACUCGGUGACCUGGAGCAGGCCGUGGUGCACCUGGAGCAGCAGCUGAGCGUGGCAGCGCAGACCAACGACAAGGCAACCAAGACGGCCGCCUACGCCAGCCUGGGCCGCGUGCACCACGCGCUGGGUAACAGGCCGCAGGCGAUCGCCUACUUGCGCCAGGGCCUGCAGAUCGCCGAGCAGCUGAGCCGGCGCGAGGAGGAGGCGCGCCUGCGCCACCGGCUCGGCCUGGCGCUCUGGGGACACGGCGACCUGGCCGGCGCGCAAACCCAGCUGGAGCGGGCCGCCUUCCUGCUGGAGGGCGUGAGGCGCGAGGCGCGCGGCACCAGCCAGCACCGGCUCGGCCUCUACGACCUGCAGACGGCCGCGUUCCAGGCGCUUCAGCGCGUGCUGGUGUCGCUAGGCUGCCAGGACGAAGCGCUGGUGGUGGCCGAGCGCAGCCGGACGCGCGCCUUCGCCGACCUGCUCCUGGAGCGCUCCAACAGCGGCUUCAGCAGCAGCCGCUUCACGCGCGUCGACGACAACACGCCCACCUCGGUGGAGCAGAUCGUGGAGGCGGUGGCCAAGCAGAAGGCCACCGUGCUUUACUACAGCCUGGCGGCCGGCGCCCUCUUCAGCUGGCUGAUCGUGCCCGGCCGCGGUAUCGUCAAGUUCCACGAGGUGACGGUGGGCGCCACCGACCGGCCGGCGCACGCGGCCGCCCACCCGGCCGACGCCAGCCUGCUCGAAUCGCACAUUGAGUCGGUGCGCGACGCGCUGGGCGUCGAGCUGCAGACGGCCGGCGGCGAGCGCGACACGGACGCCGACGCCGGCGACAUGUGGCAGCAGCACCUGGAACAGCUCGGCGACCGGCUCAACCAGGAGGGCGACAAGACCGGCUUCCUGCGCAUGGUCAACCGCGGCCACGCCUGCAACUCGUCCAACUACAGCCUGUCCAGCAUGUUCAGUGCCUUCUCGUGCAGCCGCGGCAGCGGCAGCGUGAGCGGUGGCUGCCAGAGCCGCGGCGGCUCGGUGCGCUCGCGCCGCGCCGUCUGGCAGGGGCCGCAGUGUCUGCGCUCGCUGUACGAACUGCUGAUCGCGCCCAUGGAAGAGCAUCUGCCGAGCAACGCCUACCCGCGCGACCUGAUGCUCGUGCUCGAGGGCGACCUCUACCUGGUGCCGUUCCCGGUGCUGAAGGCGCCCGACAGCAGCGAGUUCCUCUGCGAGCGCUUCAACUUGAUCCUGACGCCGUCCAUCAGCACGCUGCGCUCGGGCGCGCGGCCGCGCGGCGCCCGCGCCGGCGGCGAACAGACGGCGGCGCUGGUGGUGGGCAACCCGCGCCUGCCAGCCGCGCUCGGCGAGCAGUGGGGCUGGGCUGACCUGCCGUACGCCGAGCAGGAGGCCCAUAUGGUGGCCGAGAUGCUGCAGACGGAGCCGCUGACGGGCGCCGCCGCCUCCAAGGAGGCGCUGCUGCAGCAGCUGGCGCAGGCCGAGUGCGUCCACCUGGCGACGCACGUCUCCUGGAAGCUGUCGGCCGUGGUGCUGUCGCCGGGCGAGUUCGUGGACGCCCGCUCUUCGCAGCGCGCCGCCUCGCACGGCUCGCAGUGCGAGUCACAGCACGAGGACGACCACUCGGAGGCGGCCUCGUCCAGUGACCUGCCGCCGCUCUCCGAGUUCCUGCUGACGGCCGCCGACAUCCUCGGCCUCAAGCUGACCGCCAAGCUGGUGGUGGUGAGCUCGUGCCACACGCGCGACCACCACGGCCGCGCCAGCUCGGACGGCGUGGUCGGGCUGACGCGUGCCCUGCUGGCCGCCGGCGCCCAGUGCGUGCUCGUCUCGCUGUGGCCCGUGCCCGACACGGCCGUCAAGAUCCUGUACCGCACCUUCUACUCUUGUCUGCUGCAG